UUCUCGCAACCACGAGGUCGCCGGAUAACAAUUACCGUCUUUCAAAUAUAAACUUGGGUAUCUUUUAGUGAUCAGCACAUGUCUUUUCGUGGCCGAGGAGGGGGCCGUGGAGGUGGUGGUCGAGGUGGCCGUGGCGGUUUUCGAGGCGGUGGUCGUGGUGGUGGAAGGGGAGGUUUUCAACAGAGAGAUUUUGGGCCUCCCGAUCAUGUUACAGAGCUUGGACAAGUGCUCCACACUUGCGAGGGAGAUCUAGUGUGUAAAUGUACAAAUGAGAAGAUUCCAUACUUUAAUGCUCCAGUGUACUUAGAAAACAAGUCACAGAUUGGCAAAGUAGAUGAUAUCUUUGGUCCCAUGACAGAUUUUUAUUUCUCAGUAAAGGUAAACACAGAUAUGAAAGCUUCAUCAUUUAAAAAAGAUCAAAAGUUCUUCAUUGAUCCUAUGAAGUUGUUACCUUUAGCCCGAUUUCUCCCCAAACCACCUGGGCAGAAGGGACCCCCAGGGGGUGUUGGAGGUAGAGGAAGAGGAGGCAGAGGAGGUCGUGGUGGUGGACGUGGUCGAGGUGGUGGAGGCUUUCGUGGAGGAGGCAGAGGUGGUGGAAGGGGUGGAGGAGGACGAGGAUUCAGGGGGGGAGGGUUCAGAGGCGGUGGUGGUGGUGGAUUUAGAGGUCGUGGAAGAUGAAAAGGAUGCAAAGAAUUAUGGAGUACUUCAGCGCGGCUUAAUUUAACAAAUGUACAUAUUUUGUUAGGUAUCACUAUACCAGAAUUCAUGUUGCAGUUUUAUGACCUUGGUGCGGAUACUUCUCAACUUAAAAAUUUAAAAUCUCUAUUUUUCUCUUCAUUAUUGUUUUCUGUUCCAUACACUGCCUUACGCUGGGUUAUGUCUUGGAAUCACAUAACUGAAUUAAAAUCUCGCAUUCUGAUUGGUUAUCGAAGGAUAAUGA
Stylophora pistillata is the source of this 940-nucleotide messenger RNA. RefSeq names its product H/ACA ribonucleoprotein complex subunit 1. Gene Ontology annotation, molecular function: box H/ACA snoRNA binding. Gene Ontology annotation, biological process: snoRNA guided rRNA pseudouridine synthesis; ribosome biogenesis. Lineage: Eukaryota; Metazoa; Cnidaria; Anthozoa; Scleractinia; Pocilloporidae. The record is from RefSeq and is a predicted model, not a curated record. Gene Ontology annotation, cellular component: box H/ACA snoRNP complex.